CUUCCGGCGAUAUUUGGUUUACUUUUUUAUUAGCGUGACUUGCCUUCUAAGCUUGUCGUAGCUCAUCUGCUAUUCCUUCCACCAAUCGGUUUUCAUUACAGUCGCUCUAGAUAGGAACAGAGCGCCCCGGGAUGUUCGAAUCUCGUACGGGCAGGACGAGGUUCCUCACUGUUCUACUAGUGAGCGCUGGAAUUGGCUCGGAAGGGUUCGAAGCAUCCGGCCGUCCUCGACUACGGAAUGGGAAAUUGAAGACGCCCCGACGUUUCUUCGUGCGACACGCUACUAUCGCCGAGAAUGAGGCACCGGAGAGCUCUCAUCUAGGUGCGACACCCCCGGAUAUGGUUGCCUUUGCUUCCGGAUACACAACCGUAUUUGAGGAGCUAGUAUGUAAAUCCUGCCAAGCAUCGCAGGGAGAGGUACCAGACGAUCUAUUCGGAACCUAUUUCCGUUCUGGACCCGCCAUGUUCAGUGCUGGCUCAAUUUUACCACCCAAAAAGUCAUUGAUCCAACCAAAGCAACCGCCAGUUUUAGACGGGGAAGACAAGACGCGGAUGGUACCACACCCCUUCGAAGGCGACGGCGCUGUUCUGGGAGUAACAUUCUCUAGAGAAGGAGAUGUCACCGCCCGUUUCCGAUUCAUUCGAGGCACUCCUUUUACGUACGAACGCAAGAAAGGCAAACGUGUUUAUACUGGUAUGGAUUCUACUCGGAUGGAGGGCCCGUCAGCCGGUGGCGGCUUAGCCAAUGACCUCCCUCUUCCACUUUAUCGUCACAACUUGAUGCCAGGGCUGAACAAACUUCGGAAAAAUACCGCAAAUUCUCGCGCAAUCUAUUGGGGGAAGCGUCUCUUUUCGCUAUGGGAAGGAGGACAACCGCACAAACUGGAUGCGCUUGCACUGUCAACAGAUGGGAGAUCGAUGUUGGGAGGUGCUAUAAAGAAGGAAGCAGAUCCGUUCGGAGGAAAGAUGAUUUACGAUCCAUCCAAAAACCGCGCUUUGUUUUAUGCGGUAUCUCACGAAUCAAAGGACUCCAGCAUUGUUUGUUACGAAUUCGACGACAAGUUCCGCCUGAUAGAAAACGGACGGAUCGAAACGACAGUACCAGGGUUUGCUUUGAUAACAGACUUCGCCGCGACCGAAAACUACGCCGUGUUUGUACAGCCUCCCAUCGCUACGAAUGGGAUGAAGUUCCUUAUGGACAAAGGUCCCGGUAGAGCGUUGAAAGUGGAAGACCGACCGUCUAUCGUUCACCUCAUUCCACGUCCCGAGUCUUCAAAGCAACAGAUGUCUUUACCUCUCCCGAUCGAUUCUCUUUCGGAUUCAAACUUACACUUUAUAAACGCAUAUGAGGACGGCGACAAAGUGCUAUCUUGGCCUUGGGGAUCGUCCUUGGAAGAAUACCAGGCGUGCGCCUCCAAAAAAUCCCUUUGGCGGUACACGAUAGACACGCAGAGGGGAUCCGUUUCUAAAAAGCUCAUGUUCAACGACCACUGCUUUUUUGGUGGGAUUAACCCUGCUGUUAGUAUGAAAGAGCACCGGUAUAUCUACAUGAAUGUCGGGGCUUUGGGAGCGGAUGUGGCUCCACCUCAAGGGAUUGCACGAUUUGACUGUGAAACAGCGGAAAGUCAAGUCUGGAUGCCCGAAAAUUUUGAGUUCUGCGGAGAACCAAUGUAUGCUAGACGAGCGACAGAGGAUGGAUCAAACGACCCUGGGUACAUUUUGUCGGUUCUCUACAAUGGAAAGAAAAACGAGAGUGAAUUGCUAAUCUUGCAAGCCAAUAAGAUUCCGUCGGGGCCAAUUGCUCGCCUUCCCUUAGAUAUUGCCAUUCCACACGGACUUUUCGGAUGCUUCAGUACAGCUGAGGAAGCUACGUCCUGGUCGACGGAAGAAAUCGAAAGGCGGGCCAAACUUGCUGACAAGAUGGAAUCCAAGGGAAACAUGUGGAACGAGGUCCGCAGCGAAUUUUCAGGUCUAGGUUUGCGGUUUUCGGACAUGGACGAGUAUGGGUUUGAUUUUUUGUUUUAG
Messenger RNA from Phaeodactylum tricornutum CCAP 1055/1, 2024 nucleotides. RefSeq lists its product with no specific name. The record is from RefSeq and is a predicted model, not a curated record. The transcript has 2 exons. Lineage: Eukaryota; Bacillariophyta; Bacillariophyceae; Surirellales; Neidiaceae. Gene Ontology annotation, biological process: carotene catabolic process. The coding region runs from base 132 to 2024 and encodes 630 amino acids. Gene Ontology annotation, molecular function: carotenoid dioxygenase activity.